AUGUUGCCCCUCGAUAGUAGCUUCGGGCUCAUUAGCCUAUUCCUUGGCCAGCUGCAACUGCUGCGGACCUAUGGGCUUUCUUUGACCCAAGUAGAUGUAUGGGACGGCCGCUCGGUCGCUGGCCAAGAGGAUGCCCAGAUCUCAUAUAGCCGAAGGUACGCAGCUUCCUCUUUAGGCCUCGAUACCAAGCUGAGCGACAUGACGAAUAUGCACUUCGACCCCUACCCAUGCCGAGAAGUAGGAAGGUCUGUUGCUGUUCCUCACUACUUUUGCUCAAGUGUUGGCUGGGCAAGCGAUAAGCUGCUGCCGGCGCAUGCAAGUUGA
Molecule: messenger RNA, 324 nt
Organism: Parastagonospora nodorum SN15
Lineage: Eukaryota; Fungi; Ascomycota; Dothideomycetes; Pleosporales; Phaeosphaeriaceae
Exons: 2
Coding region: 1-324 (107 amino acids)
Source: RefSeq, a predicted model, not a curated record